Messenger RNA from Panonychus citri (citrus red mite), 571 nucleotides. Its product is annotated as DNA-directed RNA polymerase II subunit RPB11-like. Gene Ontology annotation, cellular component: RNA polymerase II, core complex. Lineage: Eukaryota; Metazoa; Arthropoda; Arachnida; Trombidiformes; Tetranychidae. The record is from RefSeq and is a predicted model, not a curated record. Bases 1 to 306 code for a protein of 101 amino acids. Gene Ontology annotation, molecular function: protein dimerization activity; DNA binding. Gene Ontology annotation, biological process: transcription by RNA polymerase II. The transcript has 3 exons.
AUGCUUAGAAGAAUCAUCAUUGAGAAGGAAACUAAAGUACCGAAUGCUGCCAUUUUCACUGUCAAUAAGGAAGAUCACACUUUGGGUAAUUUGAUUAGAUGUCAAUUGUUGAAGGAUCCAAAUGUUAUAUUCGCUGGUUACAAAGUACCUCAUCCAUUGGAACACAAAUUCAUCCUUAGAGUGCAAACAGUUGGAGAUUAUACUCCUCAAGAUGCUCUGAAAAACGCACUAAGUGAUCUGAAUGCGGAAAUUUCUUAUAUCGAAGAAAGAUUCAAGAGAGCGAUUACUGAUCAAAAUGAGAAUUAAUCUAUUAUUCAAUCAACUAUGAAUCUUUGUUCAUCAACCAUCUCGUUAAAAUGAAUAACCGGCCUAUGGUUAAUUUGUUAUGCCAGAACUAAGACUUGUCAAUAAUGUCAUUAAUUCACACUUUGCGAUUCUUGUGUCAUUUCCAGAAAAGGUUAAGGUAUUAAUACAAGUUUAUUUUUUGCUCAUUCGAUUCUAUCAUGAAAUUACUAUCAACAGUUAAUUGGAAAUUAGUUAACUAACAAUAAAACUGUAACGUUCAGAAGAA